AAUGUUUUUAAAAAAUUAAAUAGUACUAUUGCAAAAAAUUUUUCAAACUCUGGGUUUCUUUGCAGUAAAAUAUUUAGUAGAUCCUUACAUGAUGUCACUAAAGUUCAGCAAACUUCACCUAAAGCUUAUUCGAAGUUGAUGUGUUGGAUGCAUUGGCUGACUGCUCCAGCCUUAAUAGGGACUGUAGGGGCCGUACUCUACUCUCAGCAACUGAAAGGCAAGGAGAGAGGAAAUGUGCUCUUCUUACACAAAAGCCUGGGUCUGUUAACCGCCUUUAUAGCCAUUCCGAGGAUAAUAGGAAGUCUUACUUCUCAACAUCCUGAGAGUUUUAAAAAAGGAAUUUUAGGAACUGCUGGAAAACUCAAUCAUUUAUUUCUUUAUAUUUUCCUUGUGGUAAUGCCGAGUUCUGGCAUACUUAUGGGGUACUUUGGAGGCAAAGGUCUGCCAUUCUUUUUCACCACUUUAAAAGGCUCUGAGAAACCAAAUGAAAGUAUAUCAAAAAAAUCUUUUUGGUUGCACAAAAACUUUGGUUCUUAUGCUAAGUACUUAAUCCCUCUUCAUGUGGGAGCCGUUGGUUUUCAUUUGGCGAGAGGAGAGGCCAUUUUUGCUAGAAUUAAUCCUUUUCGAAAACUAUGAUCAAGGUCCGU
Molecule: messenger RNA, 647 nt
Organism: Zophobas morio
Lineage: Eukaryota; Metazoa; Arthropoda; Insecta; Coleoptera; Tenebrionidae
Exons: 7
Coding region: 139-636 (165 amino acids)
Biological process (GO): respiratory electron transport chain
Cellular component (GO): plasma membrane
Molecular function (GO): heme binding; electron transfer activity
Source: RefSeq, a predicted model, not a curated record